Symbiodinium natans is the source of this 3990-nucleotide messenger RNA. The record is from the annotation of a GenBank genome assembly. NCBI's taxonomy places the organism in Eukaryota, Dinophyceae, Suessiales, Symbiodiniaceae.
AUGCGGCGAUUGUGCCAGCCGCGGCUGCUCGCCACAGUCGGCCGCGCCUCUCGGCCCUUCUGCCGACCCUUGCGCUGUGAAUGGUCGAGGGCCUUCUCAGCGCCGACAGGCGGCCCCUACCAGGAGGAUCGAGACCAAGCCCGGGCGUUCGUGAUCGAACGUGGCUACUCGCCCGAAAUUGCCGACGGCGUUCUUGCAGCCCUGGUCUCCCCAGGUUCUGGCAUCUUCCCGGGAAAGCUGUUGGCGGCCGUGAAGAAUUUGGCAGGGCGCUGGGAGGUCGGCGAAGACAUGGGCCUGCACGCCUUGGCCAAGAGCGUUGAGCUGGACCAGAAGGCUCAGGAAGGCAAGACGCUCAUUCGCGCGGAUGAUCAGAAGGGCCGGGUGCUCCUGGCCUCAGAGGCGAUGGGGCCUGGCGAGGUGCUGCUUCGCGAGGCGCCGUUGGUGCGGGUGCGUCUGGACACGUCCCCGGUGCGUGAGCAGCUGGAGGCCAUGGAAGGCUGCUGGGACUCGCCCCUGGGGUAUCCUGCCAUUUUCUACUGGGGCGCCCUGGCGACGCUCACCGCCGAGGAGGUCUCCGGCACCGCGGUGCCUUGGCAGGGCCUGUCCCAGGAAGAACAGGACCUUGCGCUGCAGCUCUUCACGCCGCACGUGGAGGCCUCGGAGGGGACCGAGGAGCUCUGCAGAAUGCUGUGGCCACAUGGGGGUGGGCCGAAGGUGCAGAAGCUGGAGCGCCUGCUGCAGAUCUGGAUCUUCAACUGCCUGAGCCUGGGCGGGAAGGUCCGGGAGCUGGCGCUCCCGGUUGCCGUGGCCAUGUGCUCGCACUCCUGCGCGCCCAAUGCCUUCUGGAACUUCUGCGGCAAAGCCGUGGAGCUGCGAGCCGGGGAAGCAAUACCAGAAGGUGCCGAGAUCCUCAUCUCCUACCUGCCCUCGGGGGACCUCUGCCUCCCCACGCCGGCACGCAGGGCCAAGCUGGAGAGGACCAGAACCCAGAAGCAUACCGUGCCUUUGCCUCGCUUUGGCAACGUCGUGUGGCGUCCUGUCGGGCUCAAGCUUUCUGCUGCAGCUGACGCAAACUUGCCCUACCCGCCUAGCCUCACCCGGAAAGUCGUGCAAAACGCAAUGGCGAAGUGGGUCUACAACUUCGGUGCCGGAGAUGCAGAUGGCCGCGCGGAGAUGAAGAACCUGGGCAGUGCACAGUACAGGAACUUGCUCGGCGGCAAGGGUGCCAACCUGGCGGAGAUGGCCUCCAUCGGACUCCCGGUGCCGCCGGGCUUCACCUUGACCACCGAGGUGUGCGCCAGCUUCUAUGAGAAGAACUGCACCUACCCCAAAGAGCUCGCGGAUCAAGUGGCCCAGUCUCUGGCCCUUGUGGAGGCCCGCACGGGACGGAAGUUUGGCGACGCUUCGAACCCGCUGCUGGUGUCGGUGCGAUCCGGAGCUCGUGCAUCCAUGCCUGGCAUGAUGGACACGGUGCUGAAUCUGGGCCUCAACGAUCAAACGGUCGAAGCCUUGGCCAAGCAGGCCAACGACCGCCGCUUCGCCUUUGACAGCUAUCGGAGGUUUGUGCAGAUGUACUCGGAUGUGGUUCUGGGUAUGGAGCUGCACAACUUCGAGAAGCUGCUGGAGCGGGCCAAGCAGCGCCGUGGAGUCAAGAACGACCACGAGCUUCUGCCAGAGGAUUUGGAGAGGCUGGUGAAGGACUACAAGGCCACGGUGCAGCUGGAGAUGGGCGAGAGCUUCCCGGAGGACCCACAGAAGCAGCUCUGGGGCGCCAUCGGGGCCGUCUUCAACUCCUGGAUGAACCAGCGUGCCAAGACCUACAGGCAGCUCCACGACAUUCCAGAGUCCUGGGGAACGGCAGUGAACGUGCAGGCAAUGGUCUUUGGCAACAUGGGCAAUGACUGCGCGACGGGCGUGGCCUUCACCAGGAACCCAUCAAACGGGGCAAACGACUUCUACGGCGAGUUCCUGGUGAAUGCGCAGGGUGAGGACGUUGUGGCCGGGAUCCGCACGCCCCAAGAGCUGACGAUCAAGGCGCGCAAGUCCCACGGCAGCGACCUUCCAUCCUUGGAAGAAGUGAUGCCUGGCAUCUUCAAAGAGCUGAGCACCGUGCGGAAGCAGCUGGAGGCACAUUACACCGACAUGCAGGACAUCGAGUUUACCAUCCAGCAAGGCAAGCUCUACAUGCUCCAGACACGCACCGGCAAGAGAACCGCACACGCAGCCUUGCAGAUCGCUGUGGACAUGGCCAACGAAGGUCUGAUCUCCAAGUCUCAAGCUUUGAUGCGCCUGAAGCCGGAUUUGAUCGAUCAGCUAUUGCACCCGACGCUGGACCCCAAAGCCAAGAAGCAGGUGAUCGCCAAGGGCCUCCCCGCCUCACCUGGUGCGGCGGUCGGCAAGGUGGUCUUCACAGCCGACGAGGCCGUGAGGCGUUCCAAGGAUGGCGAGAAGGUGUUGCUGGUGCGGAUCGAGACGAGCCCCGAUGACAUCCACGGACUGCACGCAGCCGAGGGAGUGCUGACCACCCGAGGAGGCGCGCCGGUGUGUGAUCUCAGCGGGUCUCCUUCCCCUGCCAUACCCGCAGCAGCUCUCCUCUCCAUGAUCCCCCCCACAUUUAAAAGGCAAGGUGUGCUGCGCAUGCGCGCCCGAGGCAUGACAAGCCACGCAGCCGUGGUGGCACGUGGCAUGGGCCGCCCCUGUGUGGCUGGGGCUGGUGAUGUGCGGGUGGACUAUGCGGCCAACAAGUUCAGCGUCGGGGGCGUCACCGUUCAGGAGGGGCAGCUCCUGACCAUCGAUGGAGUUUCAGGGGAGGUCAUUUUGGGAGAAGUGCCCACGGUGGCACCUCAACUCUCCGGCUCCUUCGGCACCAUCAUGUCAUGGGCGGACGACUUCCGCAGCUUGCAGGUCAGGGCCAACGCAGAGACGCCAGCGGAUGCACGACAGGCCAAGUCCUUCGGCGCCCAGGGCAUUGGCCUGGUGAGAACGGAGCACAUGUUCUUCGAAGGUGGCCGGAUAGUGGCCAUGCGACAGAUGAUCCUGGCCGCGGACGAGAACGAUCGCAAAGCGGCACUGGACAAGCUGCUUGUGAUGCAGCGGGAGGACAUCGUGGAACUUUUUCGGAUCAUGGAUGGCCUGCCUGUAACGGUGCGUCUGCUGGACCCGCCCCUGCACGAGUUCAUCCCCCACAGCGAGUCGGAGAUGGCCUCCGUUGCCCGCGCAGCCGGUGUGCCGCUGGAGCGCGUUCGGCGCCGCGCCACCGAGCUGAAGGAGGCCAACCCCAUGCUUGGCCAUCGCGGCUGCCGGCUGGCCAUCACUUAUCCGGAGAUCUGCGAAAUGCAGACCCGUGCUAUCUUGGAGGCUGCCGCUGAGGUGGGACGUAGCACCAGCAAGCAGCCCGUGGCAGAGAUUAUGGUGCCACUGGUCUCUACACUGGAGGAGUUCGAACUCCUGAAGUCUGUGAUCGAGAAAACGGCGGCCGCAGUGCAGAAGGAGCAGGGCGUGACCUUGAAGUACCACGUGGGCACCAUGAUCGAGCUGCCCCGUGCCUGUUUGCAGGCAGGCAAGCUGGCUGAGCAGGCCGAAUUCUUUAGCUUUGGUACCAAUGACCUGACCCAAACAACUUACGGUCUGAGUCGUGACGACGCUGGCUCCUUCUUGCCGGAUUACAAAGAGAAGGGCAUCGUAGAGCAGGACCCCUUCGUCAGCCUGGACCAGGCAGGCGUCGGGGAGCUCAUCAACAUGGCCGUGGGGCGUGGGCGCACUGCACGCCAGGGCAUGAAGAUGGGAAUCUGCGGCGAGCACGGAGGUGACCCUGCCUCCAUCGAGUUCUGCAACAAAGCCGGCCUCGACUACGUGAGCUGCUCGCCCUUCCGUGUGCCCGUGGCGCGGCUGGCUGCUGCGCAGGCCGCUCUCAAGGACAAGGGCGAGAAGGCCCUGCAGGCGUCCACCAAGGCCACCAAGCCCAGGAACCCGGCCUUUGGCCCAUGGUGA